AUGAAAGGUAUUUCAGUAUUUUCUUUGUCUUUUAUUUUUUCCUUUUUUCUGUUGAGCAUUUAUACCUGUUAUAAAAACCCACGUUUUAAUGCUCUUAGUACAAAUUCGAAUAAAGAUAUAUCUCAAGACUUGGAUGAAUUGUAUAAAAUAAAUGAAGAAUUAGUUACGAAUGAAAAAGAGGAUGAAGAUGAAGAUGAUGAUGAGGAGGAGGAAGGGGAACUAGGGAGCUCAAACUUCUAUGACGCAGCACACGAAAGCCUUGAAAAAGCAGAGGAACAGGCAACUGUUGAUCUUGAAAAUGCAGAAAUAGAAAAUCUUUUAGACGAAGAAAUAUUUAGAAUAGUUCAAGAAAGAUUAAAAAAAUUAUGGUAUAUUGGAAAAUGCAGGAGGGAAUAUUCUAAUAUAUGCCCUUUAGGGUGGAAACUGUCAGCAUAUGAUACAAGUCUUUGUAUACCGCCUGAAACAUACCAAGGACAAUGUAGAUCUAUGGACUUUUCGAACAGCGCAGACACCGAUAAGGAGCUUUUCGCGUGGAAGUGCGAAGUUGAAUGGCCCUGUAUUAGCUCACCUAAAUUAAAAGUUAUGGCAAAGUGUCCCUUUAGGUGGACACAUGUUGGGAACAAUUUAUGCAUAGCACCAGAAGACUACGAUGGAAAAUGUUCACCGGCGAUGGACUUUUCAAACUACGAUUAUGAGAUGAGAAUUAGAAGGGCCAGUGAAUGCAACAUCAUGUGGAAUCCUUUACAAACACCUGAGGGUGCAACAACGCAAUUAAAGAAAUUAAGAUCAUCCACUGGAGGACCUAUAGAAGAAGACGGGCACGUUGUGCAUAUUGUGUAUUAA
Molecule: messenger RNA, 843 nt
Organism: Plasmodium malariae
Lineage: Eukaryota; Apicomplexa; Aconoidasida; Haemosporida; Plasmodiidae
Product: CPW-WPC family protein
Exons: 10
Coding region: 1-843 (280 amino acids)
Source: RefSeq, a predicted model, not a curated record